Molecule: messenger RNA, 666 nt
Organism: Acanthosepion pharaonis
Lineage: Eukaryota; Metazoa; Mollusca; Cephalopoda; Sepiida; Sepiidae
Source: the annotation of a GenBank genome assembly
AUGACAUCUAUGCUGCUGCUAAGUAAUGGAAAAAGAAUAAAAGUGGGGCUCUGGAAAUACCUUUCUUUAUUUCUUUUAGAUGAUUUACUCAUUUACUUUAACCUGAAAUUGAAAUAUCUUAAAUCCAAUAAUAUCUAUCUAUCUACCUCAGUCUGUUCAUAUCUAUCUAUCUAUCUAUCUAUCUAUCUAUCUAUCUAUCUAUCUAUCUAUCUAUCUCAGUCUGUUCAUAUCUAUCUAUCUCAUCUGUUCAUAUCUAUCUAUCUAUCUAUCUAUCUAUCUAUCUAUCUAUCUAUCUAUCUCAGUCUGUUCAUAUCUAUCUCAGUCUAUCUAUCUAUCUAUCUAUCUAUCAGUCUGUCUCUAUCUAUCAUCUAUCUAUCUAUCUAUUCAUAUCUAUCUAUCUAUCUGUCUAUCUAUCUCAUCUGUUCAUCUAUUCUAUCUAUCUAUCUAUCUAUCUAUCUUUUCUGGGAGUAUCCAUGUAUGUGUGGGUACAUUACCAUAACACUAUCUAUCUAUCUAAAUCUGUUCAUAUCUAUCUAUCUAUCUAUCUAUCUAUCUAUCUAUCUAUCUAUCUAUCUAUCUAUCUGCCUGUCUGUCUAUCUAUCUCAGUCUGUUCAUAUCUAUCUAUCUAUCUAUCUAUCUAUCUAUCUAUCUAUCUAUCUCAGUUAA